Seminavis robusta is the source of this 1671-nucleotide messenger RNA. NCBI's taxonomy places the organism in Eukaryota, Bacillariophyta, Bacillariophyceae, Naviculales, Naviculaceae. The record is from the annotation of a GenBank genome assembly.
AUGGUCUCCACAACAGUGCAAGAAGUACUACAAUGUCGCCGUAGAGGAUCCACAACGCUCCAACUCCUUCUGGAUCAUAUGCACACAUCACCUGGUACAGGAGGAACCGAUGAUGGAUUGCCUCGUGCGCUGGCCGGCAUUACCAAAGUGCGACGAGUCGAGAUACCGCUACAACCCUUUUACAUUACCGAACCGCAGUGGGACUAUGUCCAGAUUGCCGAUAUCUUUCGGGCUCUCGGCGAACUGGAACUACUGGAUAGCAUCACCAUCAAGGCACGAACCUUGGAGGGAAACCCCUUUCCCAUUGGAUUACUAACGUGCCUAUUAAAACCACGGCGGCAUCGACUGCGCUAUUUGCAUUUGGAUGUCCAGCGCAUUCAGUGCUUAUCACGAGCAACCCGACGGUUGGCACUGGCACUGCAAACAUGUACAUGUCUAGAAUGGGUCAAACUCAAGUACUGCAAGCUCUUGACGAACAGCAACAACGACAACAACGACAAUAAUACGGCCUUGGCAGACUUGUUGGACGGACAUCAGCAGGAAGUAGUGGACUUUACUGCCAUGGAUCCCAUCUUGUCUAGUUUGGGAAAGAUAACCACUCUGAAGCAUCUGCAGUUGGUGGGGACAUCCGAAGGAGAGGACAAUGAAUUUGCCUUUGAUGACGAUGAGAACGAAGUCUUUCCUACCAUUGGUCCAGGAGCGCUCGUGGAACUUUUAAGCUCUUCCAGUUUACAAGAACUGAGGCUCGAGUGGAUCGACCUGGACGGUGCCACCAUUGGCAGUCUCUCCACAGCCUUGCGGUCGACGAGCCGUCUCCAAAAGCUCGUUCUGGGACUCUUUCCCGAAGACAAAUCAUCGUUCAAAGCGUUUGCGGGCAUGCUCCAGCACAAUCAGACUCUGGAGGUCGUCCACAUACACACUGCCUGGAGAUCUGCCGAGCUCUCCCCGUUGUUUGGUAGUAGUAUUGUUACUACAGCCGCCAAGAACCCGACCGAUGUUUCCAUGGAAAAGUUCCUGGUCCUAGUGGGGCAGGCCCUCCGACGCAACACCCGCCUUUCCGAGUUUCAUUUGUGCGGACCCACCAUGGAAGAUUGCUGGAGUUCCAACGCAGAAGAAGCACUCGUGGCAGCCUUGAAGUCGUCCAAUGUGGUCUUGAAAUCUCUCAAGAUUGGGAACGAGGACAGUGAUGAAGGAGAGAUUGGUGGCCCCAUCGAGUACUAUCUAAAACUCAACAAGCUCAAUCGAAAACACUUUGUCCAUCGAUAUGAACAAGUGACUGCAGAAGAAUGGAUUUCCGUGUUGGCCAAUGCAGGAUCGGAUCUAAACUCGGUGUUUUACUUUCUUCGACUCAAUCCUUUGCUGUGCAUGGGUAGGGCAAACAGCAGCAGCAACAACAACAAUGGGAGAGGCCAUUACUUAUCAACAACAACACAACCGAGAGUGGCUACUUCGGGUCGUAUUCUCACCCUACCAUCGUCUGCUAGCAUCGUACCGGGGAGCAACGAACGAACCAGCGCAUUGACGCAAGCGGUAGCAAACAUGAUUGAAAACGUGGCGUCCACAAUGGAGAUUGAGUUGCAGUAUCGCGAUGAACGGGAACGAAAGCUGGAAGAAGAAGUGGAACGACUGAAGCGAGAGUUGGCCACCUUGAAACGGAGGUCGCGGAGGUAG